UGUGAGAGGGAACAUUCGAUGGUGGAAGAUGUUUAUGUUGAGGUUUGAGCAAAGGCUUUCACGCACUCAUGGAGACUGACAGAAUUUUUUUAUAGCUGUUUAUACCAGGGCCAUACGUCAGCAGUAAGAUGAAGCGUUCAAAAAGCGAAGCGAUCAAAUCUGCACUGAACACUUAUCUGAAACGCCGGCACUAUGCGGAUAUUGAAGAUUGUUGCAAGAUUAAUACACUGCCAUGCAGCCAAGAGGAAAUGGCUGUUGGUUGUGCAGUGGAAAGAGUUGUUGGUCGCUCAAAUUCUUUUACGUUCAGCACUAUCAAUAAUGAUGUUAACCUAGCUGAACAACAUUUCUUAAGGUUCAAAAACUGGAUUGCAGAGCUUAAGCAAGAGUCCUUUCAGUGUGAAUUAGCCAGUCUGCUGUGUCCAAUGUUUUGUCAUCUUUAUUUGGAAAUGCUGUGUGGAGGCCACCGCCAGGUAGCAAACAAAUUUUUCAAGAGGCAUCAGGUUCUCUUCACAAGAGAACACAAUCGACCAUUGCUGGAAGAACUAGCUAGCGUAACUAGUAGCCAGGAUAUUGAAAACAAUGCCCUUGUUAAAGAUUUUAGGUCCUGCAAAUACCAUGUGAAGUUGUCAGAAGCAUCUAUGGCAUGCUUACAAAUAUAUCUGUCAGAGUAUAGCCACACUGUUCUGAUUCAGCUACUGCAGGACAGGUUCAGUCUGGAGGUAGAUGGCACCAUCCUUUCUAUCACCCAGGAGAAAGUUGCAAAUGAUCAGGCAACCACAAUGGAGGAUUCUGAGAGUGCAUCAGAUAAAGAAACUGAGUCCAGAGAUGUGGAUGAAGACUUCAAGAUUGUAAGAGAAGCAAUAGAAGAGGUAUUUGAUGAACCGAAGACCCCAACUACUGUUCUGUACACUAUAAAAAAUUGUGAGGAAAUAACAGCAUGUGGAAGAUUCACAAAUAAACUUGACAAAUUAGCAGUUGGCAUGGGAUCUGUUGUAAAGCUGUGGAGCUUGACAAAUAAGAAGCUACCUGUUCCAAAGAAACAUGUACUGUUACCGUUUCCUGAAGCUGAGACUGACGUAGAGGGAAGUGAUGAAGAUGCAGAUGAUCGACAUGAGAGUGACAUGGUAUCCCUUUUUGGCCACUGUAAGCAAGUUCAAGAUCUCAGAUUUGUAAAUGAAGAAAAAUCUGAACAGAUGCUUCUGUCUGUUUCACAUGAUGCUACAAUGAGAUGUUGGACAUUAGGGAACAACAUCUGUGCAGCAAUAUACAGAGGGCACAACAGACCUAUCUGGUCUCUUGAUGUAGACUCUCUGGGGAUGUUUGCUGUCACGGGAUCCAGUGAUUAUACUGCCAGACUCUGGUCACUUGAUAGGACUUAUGCUUUGCGUGUGUUCAUCGGACAUACACAAGAUGUUGAGUCUGUAUCAUACCAUCCUAGUUGUAAAUAUAUAGCUACUGGAUCAACUGACAAAACUGUCAGGUUAUGGACUGUGUCAGAGGGAAAGUUGAUACGAAUAUAUGCAGGUCAUCGAGCAGCAGUCCAAGUUGUGAGAUGCAGUCCAAAUGGGAAAUACAUUGCUUCAGCCGGUGAAGACAAACGAAUCAAGAUAUGGGAUAUUCCGUCUGCAUCUACUGUGGCUGAGUUUAAAGGACACUCUAAUGCUGUUGUGAGUUUAUCGUGGACACCUGACAGUGAGUAUCUUGCUUCCUGUGCAUUAGAUGGGACCAUAAGGCAGUGGAAUGUGGCUCGUUGUGUGAACAGGGAAAUGGGAACUGGAGAAGAUGGUGAGGGAGGUGAAACAGAUGCUGCUAAGAAUGCAGAAACUCGGACAGAGACUGCUAGUACAUCGGUAGAAAGCCAUGGUCCCACUUCUCCGAGUGCAUCACAUACUGUUGUGAGUGUCAGUGCUGAAGCUACUCCAUCUAACAUAUCAUCAUCUGCAACGCCUUCAACAAGCUCUGCAUCACCUGGUCCUGCCCCAGUGGUUGCUGGACAGCCUAUUGCAGGGCCAUCUUCUGCAACAACUUAUGACACAGUUUCUGAUGACCCCAUGGAAGGACCAUCAACUGGUGUCCCAACAGCAGAAGUGUCUGAGAACACAACAGAAACUGCCAGUGCUCCAGUGGCUAGUUCUCCGAGUCCAUACCAGUCAGCAUGUUUUUCUGUAGGAGAUCAUAUACUGUGUGUUCAUCAUGUGUCAAAAGAUACUUUGGCCGCUGUGAAUAUCACUUACAUUGAUGAAUGAAAUGCGAUAAAUAAUUUAUUUAUCCAUAGAUUGCAGGAAACUGUGUGGUUAAUGACAGAUGUAAUCAAAACUGUACUUUACCAAAUUUCUUCAAGCUUAUGGAGUGUUCGGACUGAACCUUGUAACAGACACUAUUUCUGGCUGCAGACAGUCUCUGAAGUAGAAAUUUGGUGAACUGUACUCAAAUAAAAGUUUUUGUACAUUUUUUUUAACUUACAACCCUCACCCUUUAAGCAUACUCAGUGUUAUGUGUGUAUACAACAUGAAUAUCAUCUUUCAUUGUGUUUUAUUAACUAGAUUACAGUUUGUAAGUGAAAGAAUUUUUAAAUGCUUAUAAAUGCAUGUAAAUAUGUGCAUUAAGAAGAGAGAACUUCUUUCUAUCAUCCAGAAAUCAUAGUUUUCUGAUAGGUGUGAUUCUGAUAGGUAUGCUAUGCCAUAUUUAUUUUUCCUCUGAUUUGAUAAGGCUCACACAAUCCUCGUGUGGACUUGAUAUGCUUAUAGUGUCUGCCACGGUGUCAUGGAGUUACCAUGGACACCAGUUUCAUGAUGUGAUCGUUCAUGCUGUGUUGAGUGUUGUAACAGGUGCAUCGUGGGUGCCAAACAGUUCCAUGUCCAGCUGUCAGGGCCACUGUGUUUAUUCUCCGUACAAUCUGUGUUACUCUCUGUUUAAAACAUUCCUUCAUUUGAUACAUACACUCCAUGUAAAUACUUUCUCCUAGCUACUCUUUUACCAUGGCCACUGUCUGAAGUUGUUCACUUUUUUCCUGUUCUGAAUUAUUUGCUGUAAUGAGAAAACUGAACUGUAUCAUUAAACAGUAUCAAGGUGACAAUAA
Messenger RNA from Schistocerca serialis cubense, 3079 nucleotides. RefSeq names its product TAF5-like RNA polymerase II p300/CBP-associated factor-associated factor 65 kDa subunit 5L. The record is from RefSeq and is a predicted model, not a curated record. Lineage: Eukaryota; Metazoa; Arthropoda; Insecta; Orthoptera; Acrididae. The transcript is spliced from 12 exons. Bases 129 to 2246 code for a protein of 705 amino acids. Gene Ontology annotation, molecular function: RNA polymerase II general transcription initiation factor activity; protein binding.